CAUAGUUGCGUGUUUGCGUGCGAGAAUGAAGCGUAUUACCGACUCGUGAUUAAAAUUCGAAAUUGAAAUACCGGACAGAGUAACGACUAUCACUGAACUAACUUCGGAAUUUUCAACAGCAUACUAUAACCAAGAGCUUGACCAAUUACUUGGUCAUACACACGACUGUGGUGGCUACAAUGGCUUCUAGUUCUGUAUCAGGCUUUUUCCAAGAGAGGCCCAAGAUCUCGAAUCAACUGUAUGAGGAUGUUGCAUUAAGUCGAGCAUUUAAAUCAUACCUUCCACCACAAAUACAGCAAUCAGUCUCAUCAGAUAUCUCGCGAUUUGCGGAGGUUGUGCUGUCGAAGAGGGUUCUGGAUUGGGUGGCGGAUGCCGAACGCCAUCCGCCAGUUUUAAAAUCUUGGGACACCUUUGGCGAGAGGAGAGAUGAUCUGGUGACAAGCGAAGGCUGGAGGAAACUCCAGGAUCUGGGUGUUCAAGAAGGCAUUAUUGCUAUCCCCUACGAGGUUAAUGAAGGCCAAUAUAGCAGGGUUUAUCAAUUCUUGAAGUAUCACGUCUUCAGCGGCAGUUCUGCAUAUGUUAUAUGCCCCUCAGCCAUGACAGACGGAGCAGCUUCUCUUCUGCUGAGGCACCUGAAAUCAAAUUCUCUUCCCGCUUCUGUCCGGCCCAUAUUAGAUUCUGCUUUCAAGUGUCUCAUCUCCCGUGAUCCAGCAAAGGCAUGGACCUCGGGUCAAUGGAUGACGGAGCGAAAGGGCGGCAGCGACGUAUCUGGAACCGAAACAAUAGCCGUAAUGGCGGAUAGCCCCCUGAAAAAUAGCAGAGGUGUCGAUGGCUCCGACCUUGGCCCAUAUAGCAUUAGCGGCUUCAAGUGGUUCUCCAGUGCUACAGAUUCCAACAUGAGCAUCCUACUCGCACGGUCCCCUAAUGGUAAUGUAUCUGCCUUCUACGCACCAAUGCGCCGCACAGUCCCUUGGACUACCGAUGGACAAACCGAACUUAAUGGUAUACAUAUACAACGUUUGAAGAGCAAACUUGGGACGCGCGCUGUACCCACCGCCGAAUUGGAGCUCAAAGAUAUGCGAGGGUACCUACUGGGCACUGAAGGUCAAGGAAUUAGAGAGAUCGCCGUGAUGCUGAACAUAACGCGCGUACACAAUUCUGUCACAGCUCUGGGCUUUUGGGGUCGUGGCCUAGCCAUCAGCAAAGCAUUUGCACGGGUCCGUAACAUCGGAGGCAAGCGCUUGGUGCACAUACCUGCGCAUGUAAUGACGAUGGCAGAGCAAGAAGUCGAAUACAGAGGCUACAUGCAGCUGACCUUCUUCACGGUGUUGUUACUCGGGAUUUCUGAACAGGGCUCAAGCAAUGCUUCAUCCGAGCGAGCACCAGCAAUGGCACACGGGUCGCUGGCCAAGAUCACUCCUAGCUUCGAGGAUGCGCGAUUGUUGUUACGGGUUUUGACGCCCGUCAUCAAAUCUCUGACAGCCAAGGCAGCAAUCGCUGGCUUGAGCGAGUGCAUGGAAUCACUGGGAGGAGUAGGAUAUCUGGAGAAUGAUGAGAUGCAAUUCAAUAUCGCACGUCUCUUUCGCGACGCAUCCGUUCUUAGUAUUUGGGAAGGGACGACGGAUGUUAUGGCUAUGGAUAUGGUGAAGGUUCUGAAAGGGCAUAGUGGAGUAGAUGUGUUAAAGGUUCUGGAAACUUGGCUGAUGGCAGCUGGGGAUGCUGCGGCCCACCGUGAGUGGGUAAGAUGGGCUGGAAAGGUCAAAAGUGAAGGGCUGGAAGAACUCAAAGUCCAAGGAAGACAGAUUAUGAGGGAACUAGGAAAGCUCAUCGCGGGUGUCUUGCUUCAGGUUGACGCUGAAAGGGAUGGAGAUGAAGUCGCAAAAGAGGUAUCACGGAGAUGGAUUUGUAAGUCGGUUAACAGAACAAGGGGAUCCUGGCAGUCAAGGUGUAUGUGGGACAGGAAGAUUGUUUUUGGCAGUUCCGACGAGGCAAAACUGUGAGGGUCGCAUGAAAACACUUCAAACUCCCUCUGAAAAGUUACCGCAUUGCCCCAACCUUCUUACUGACUACCAGUUGGAUAGGGAAACCAGGUUUCUUUUGCUGCUUCGACUACAAUUUGUCCGAAUACUUUAGUUGUAUAUCUAGGUAGUUAGUAGAUAACUCCACCUGAAAAGCAACGUUGGAAUUACCG
Molecule: messenger RNA, 2191 nt
Organism: Pseudogymnoascus verrucosus
Lineage: Eukaryota; Fungi; Ascomycota; Leotiomycetes; Thelebolales; Thelebolaceae
Exons: 3
Coding region: 180-2000 (606 amino acids)
Molecular function (GO): oxidoreductase activity, acting on the CH-CH group of donors
Source: RefSeq, a predicted model, not a curated record